This is a messenger RNA of Drosophila busckii, 1849 nucleotides long. It is a transcript of the gene wls, whose product is annotated as protein wntless. The record is from RefSeq and is a predicted model, not a curated record. The transcript has 2 exons. Gene Ontology annotation, molecular function: Wnt-protein binding. Gene Ontology annotation, cellular component: organelle membrane; endomembrane system. The coding region runs from base 138 to 1823 and encodes 561 amino acids. Gene Ontology annotation, biological process: Wnt protein secretion; Wnt signaling pathway; intracellular protein transport. NCBI's taxonomy places the organism in Eukaryota, Metazoa, Arthropoda, Insecta, Diptera, Drosophilidae.
UUGUUUGUUUCGCCGACACCGACAAUUUCAAGUUCUUUUUAUAGCGUGCAACUUAAACAAAUACGCAUUGUUUACCUUAGCGUAAGAUAAAAGAAAAAAGCCGUUCGUCGAGAUAGCUCGACCAUUUCUUAGCCAUAAUGUCCGGCACUAUAUUAGAAAACCUGAGCGGACGAAAACUGUCCAUAUUGGUCAGUUGUUUGCUGCUUUGUCAAGUUGCUUGCUUUCUCGUAGGAGGCCUAUAUGCACCUCUGCCGUCUGGCCUCCAGACAGCAUUGGGCAUUAGAUGCCGCGACACUCCAGGACGCCAAAACGACACAAAUUAUUUUCUAUACUCUCGUGGUAAAGGCUCUUGCAACCAGGUCCAGGAUAAUGAAAUAGAACAAGAUCCGCUGAAGAUGGCCAAUCAACUAGUGUACGUAUUCCAAAUGCCCUUGCCGCGCGACAAUCGUGUGCUGGACUACACGCGCUGGCAGCAGAAUCUAAUUGGAGUGCUGCAGGUGGAUAUUGCCUAUGACUCAUCUACGGAGCUACGUGAGCCACCCAAGGAGCUGCAGCUAACUAUAGAUACACGGCUGGCCUAUCGCAAUAAGAAAGAUGCUGACAGCGACUGGAAGCUAUAUGCGCAUAGUAUCGAGCAACGCUACCUAGACUGUCAUGCAGCCCAUGUGGGUCUUCAAGAGACGCUAUACCAUUGCGAUAUGAUACCACUAUUUGAGCUUGGUGCACUGCAUCAUAGUUUCUAUCUCCUCAACUUGCGUUUUCCUGUGGAUACGCCCAAGCAGUUGAAUCUACAAUUUGGACACAUGCACGAUAUUCAACUGACAGCCAUUCAUCAGAACGGCGGCUUCACCAAGGUCUGGCUGCUACUAAAGACCUUGCUCUGUCCCUUUUUGGUGGGCAUUAUGUUAUGGUUCUGGCGUCGUGUACAUAUUCUACAACGCAAACCCGCUCUGCUGGAGUACAUGCUACUCUAUUUAGGCGGCGCUCUUACUUUCCAGAACCUGCCACUCGAGUAUUUGUCGCUAAGCAUGGAGAUGCCAUAUAUGUUGCUGCUGGGCGAUGUGCGCCAGGGCAUCUUUUAUGCUAUGCUGCUCUCCUUCUGGCUGGUAUUUGCCGGCGAGCAUAUGCUAAUACAGGAUUCGCCCAACAAAUCUACCAUUCGCUCACGUUACUGGAAGCACCUCUCGGCUGUAGUAGUUGGCUGCAUCUCUCUAUUUGUAUUCGAUAUAUGUGAACGCGGAGUGCAGCUGCGUAAUCCAUUCUAUUCCAUCUGGGCCACACCAGUCGGCGCCAAAGUAGCCAUGAGCUUCAUUGUGCUUGCAGGUGUCUCGGGAGCCAUCUACUUUCUCUUUCUCUGCUUCAUGGUCUGGAAAGUCUUCAAGGAUAUUGGUGAUAAGCGCACCUCGCUGCCAUCAAUGUCUCAGGCACGACGUCUACACUAUGAGGGUCUUAUCUACCGCUUUAAAUUUCUUAUGCUGGCCACGCUCCUUUGCGCUGGAUUAACCGUUGCCGGCUUUUUUAUGCGCCAAAUGAACGAGGAGCAAUGGAAAUGGAAUAAUGUGGAACUGCAGCUAACAUCCGCUUUACAUACGGGUGUCUACGGCACGUGGAACGUUUACAUCAUAGCGCUGCUCAUCUUGUAUGCGCCCAGCCAUAAGCAAUGGCCCACGAUGCGUCACAGCGACGAGACAACGCAGUCCAAUGAAAAUAUUGUGGCAUCUGCUGCCAGCGAGGAAAUCGAGUUCAGUCAUCUGCCCUCUGAUUCGAACCCCAGUGAGAUAUCCUCGUUGACAUCUUUCACGCGCAAGGUGGCAUUUGAUUAAGAUUAAACAGGAGGUUUUAACUAGAU